Messenger RNA from Antechinus flavipes (yellow-footed antechinus), 903 nucleotides. Its product is annotated as E3 ubiquitin-protein ligase TRIM39-like. NCBI's taxonomy places the organism in Eukaryota, Metazoa, Chordata, Mammalia, Dasyuromorphia, Dasyuridae. The record is from RefSeq and is a predicted model, not a curated record. Gene Ontology annotation, molecular function: protein binding. The transcript has 2 exons. Bases 1 to 903 code for a protein of 300 amino acids.
AUGGCCUCAUGUCUUAUUUCAAGUAUUUCAGAAGAGCUCAAGUGCUCUAUCUGCCUAGAGUUGCUCACAAAUUCCAUGUCAAUAGCCUGUGGUCACAAUUUCUGCGAAGACUGUAUCCUCAAGCACAUGCAAUCGUCUGGUAGCUAUAGCUUUCCAUGUCCUGUGUGCCGGACAGUUUCUGACUUGAAGAAUCUCUGGCCUAAUCAACAACUGUGCAAAGUAGUACAGUCCUUCAAAUUGGUUCACCCCGCUUUGAGAAGAAGCCUGAAUCAGAGAAAAGUGAUGAAGACAAAAUUCCAUGAGGAAAUCACUCUGGAUCCUAAAACUGCCCAUCCUGGAAUCAUCUUAUCAGCAGAUAGGAAAACAAUGAGAAUAAACGAUGCAUGGAAGAAGUUGUAUUGUGAUGUGGAACAAUCUGAUCAAUGUAGUCCUGUUCUAGCAACUCAGAGCUUCAAGUCUGGGAGACAUUAUUGGGAGGUGACAGUGGGAAACAGUUCUGCUUGGGAUGUUGGUCUUUGUGAGAACUCUGUAAAAAGAAAGGGAAUAAUUCCACCAUGUUGUUCUACUGGAUACUGGCUUUUGAGUUUGAGACAAAGUUAUUAUCUAAUCUGUACCAUACCUAGGAUCAAAAUUCCCUUAAAAGGGAAACUCUACAAAGUAGGGAUCUUUCUGGAUUAUGAGAUGGGAGAUGUAGUGUUUUAUGAUGUAGACAGGAGAUGUCAUAUCUAUACAUUCACCAGCUCCUUUUUAGAGCCUCUCAUCCCUAUAUUUUCUAUCGGCUUUGACUCCAAGAAUGAAAAUAUUUUGUCGCUAGACCCAGUAUCAGAUGAGGCUGAAGAAACCCUAGAGGAUGAUUAUGACAUUUGCCUGGAAACUUUCUUCAGAGAGGAACCCAGCCUGUGA